Molecule: messenger RNA, 2559 nt
Organism: Penicillium odoratum
Lineage: Eukaryota; Fungi; Ascomycota; Eurotiomycetes; Eurotiales; Aspergillaceae
Product: WD40 repeat domain-containing protein
Exons: 2
Coding region: 1-2559 (852 amino acids)
Biological process (GO): anaphase-promoting complex-dependent catabolic process; positive regulation of anaphase-promoting complex-dependent catabolic process; positive regulation of ubiquitin protein ligase activity
Cellular component (GO): anaphase-promoting complex
Molecular function (GO): anaphase-promoting complex binding; protein binding; ubiquitin ligase activator activity
Source: RefSeq, a predicted model, not a curated record
AUGGUAGAAUUACAAAGUCACUCCUUCGAGGAUGCCUCUUCCACAGACAGCUAUAACGUGCCAAUCAUAUCCCGGUCUCAUUCUGAGUCCUCUCAUGACACCAGCUCAGUCAGACGACUUCAACUUACAACUAUCAAUUUUCCAUUCCUAGAAUCGCCCGCCAAGUCUCGGGGUUCACUGUCAAUUCCAAUAUCACCCACCCCAGGCUUGAAAGGAAACCUAUUAACUAAAGCGACAUCUCCGGAGCGAGGUCGAAGCAGAGUCAGAAGGCCAUUCAACGGAGAAAGGAUACGAGUUUCUUAUCCCAGUCCGGUAUCUCCCGAUCGAUUCAUUCCCAAGCGCGAUUUCGGCGAUUCUCCAUCUACGCCAUAUCGCGUGAACAAGCACCCCCAGCAACUAUCACCCCGAGAACGGCUUCUGCGAUGCCGUUUCCCUGGAGAUGAUCCGUUUCUACCAACUCCCCAAAGUUCAGGGUCACCCGACCAAGGCCCAAGACCAACUCGGGUCCAGCAAAGACCACUCCACCGGCCUCGCCUGAUCAAUGACUUUGCAGCCAUGGGAAACAAUCGCCCAAACGACUUCCUAAGACAAGUCAGCUCUGGUGGGGUUUGGGGAGUGGGUGGAACAUCAGCAGUGCUUGGUGUUCCGGCUGCAACAACGAAUGACGCACCAAAUCUCUUGGGAAGAUGCACCACUGCUCCGAUUUUUAUGGCCAGAUUCCUACCGAGAAACACUAAGGCUGACGAACAAAACAAGCACGAAUCAAGAAUUGCACUUGCUUUGGAUAUCGACCGAACUACCAGAGUUGUUGGUACCUGUGGGGUACACGCAGAAACAAGUCCCAGUCGCACAUCACCGGACUAUGAACAGUUCGUACCGUUUAUGUGGAAGGAUGGUGCUUGGAAGAAGGGUAACAGAGAACAUUGGCCAAUAGUCCUUCCUCGGCGAGAAGCUGUUCCCCCCAAGCCUUUUCGAAUCUUAGAUGCCCCAUAUAUGCGAGAUGACUUCUACUGUUCCACAUUGGCUUACUCUUUUACAUCUGGUGUUCUAGCUGUGGGUCUGGCGCAGUGUGUGUAUCUCUGGUCCGAAGGCUACAUUGUUGGUCGACCACCAUUUGGUGAAUUCUAUCCCUCAAACUACGUCACGUCUCUGUCUUUCUCAUCAGAAAACGGCGGACGAAGCAUUCUUGCGGUUGGACGUCAAUCAGGUCUGCUGUCUCUUUGGAGCGUUUCUGAGGAAAAGGUUCGUUUUGAGAUUAGCCACCCGAACGGCAUAUCAUGCGUUUCUUUCAAACCAAGGACUUCACAGAGACCAUCCGAGGGUUUCCAAAGCUUGGAAAUUAAUGCAGAAAUUCUUGCUGUUGGUGACGAAAUUGGCAACAUUUGGUACUACUCGGUUGAAUGGCCCGAGAUUCACACUAAAUGGAGUUGGACGGGCUGUAUGACGCUCAUGGCCAAAAUUUCCGCGCAUAGCCAGCAGGUUUGUGGCUUAGCUUGGUCUCCUGACGAAAGGUUUCUUGCUACUGGUGGCAACGACAAUGUAUGUAUGCUAUUUGACCUGCAUGAGAUCCUCUCGCCCCCACAGGUCAACCUUUCAGGCUUUUCUACUCUGUCUUCAGAUCCGUCGAGGUACUUGAGUGCUCACCCAUUUCCACCUCUCACUCCCGGUACGAACCCAAGGCGUAUGCCUAGCAGACGAGAAAUUAUUAACCAUCUACUGCCAUCAUGGAGGCAGUCUCCUUCAAGAUCGUCCGCAACUUCACUUUUGAGUCGGCUAGGAUGUCUCAUUUCAGGCAGCACGAAAACUGUACUAGUUCCACCCAACCGUCAAAACCACAGCCUCAUGCAUAGCGCAGCAGUCAAGGCAAUAGCUUUUGCACCGUGGCAGCCAUCGCUGCUUGCAACAGGGGGAGGCACGAACGACCGUGCCAUCCACUUCUUCCACGUAAGGACAGGGGUUUGUCUAGCAACGAUAAAUGUGUACGCGCAGGUGACCAGUCUCAUCUGGAGCCAAACUAGACGUGAAAUUGCAGCGACUUUUGGCUAUGCUUCACCCGAACACCCUUUCCGGAUUGCUGUCUUUGCCUGGCCCAGCUGUGCACAGGUCGCCGCUAUUCCUUGGGGACCUCAUGGAACAAGUUGGGAUGGUGAUGACCAUGAUGUCAUUUACGAUUGUGGACGGGCAUUAUAUGCUGUUAGCUAUCCGGGCAGACCACCUCGCCCUCUCAGUGUCCCUCAGGAAGAUCUUGAACCAGUCUACGCGGCUGCAAUGCCUUCGCCUCCUAGCUCUGAGUCUCCCGAGCAAAAUAACGAAGCGCCCGAACCCAGGCGAGGGCCGCGUGCGAUCCGCCCGAAAGAGAAAGAAGGUGGAAUGUGGUGCACACGAACGAUGGAAGAAGGAUGCAUCAUCGUUGCAUCAAGCGACCAGACCGUCAAAUUCCAUGAGGUAUGGACCGGUCGACGCAAAAGUACCAGCUCUGCUUAUGGGAUAUUGGGAGGAAGUGAUAUCCUUGAGGGAAUGGAAGGCAUCGAGAAGUCCGGUAGUGAAGUCAUUCGAUAA